Molecule: messenger RNA, 576 nt
Organism: Oikopleura dioica
Lineage: Eukaryota; Metazoa; Chordata; Appendicularia; Copelata; Oikopleuridae
Source: the annotation of a GenBank genome assembly
AUGUUCAAGAACACCUUCCAGAGCGGAUUCCUGUCGAUCCUUUAUUCGAUCGGCAGUAAGCCACUGCUGAUCUGGGACAAAAAGGUUCGAAAUGGUCACAUCAAGAGAAUCACCGAUAACGACAUUCAAUCCCUCGUACUUGAGAUCGAAGGCACCAAUGUCUCAACAACUUACAUCACCUGUCCCGCAGAUCCAAAGAAAACGCUGGGAAUCAAGCUUCCAUUUCUCGUCAUGAUCAUCAAAAACUUGAAAAAGUACUUCACAUUCGAAGUCCAGGUGCUUGACGAUAAAAACGUACGUCGAAGAUUCCGCGCAUCAAACUAUCAAUCAACAACGCGUGUAAAACCGUUUAUUUGCACAAUGCCGAUGCGAUUAGACGAUGGCUGGAACCAAAUUCAAUUCAACUUAUCAGAUUUCACAAGAAGAGCUUACGGAACUAAUUACAUCGAGACAUUGCGUGUGCAGAUCCACGCCAAUUGCCGAAUCCGCCGCGUUUAUUUCUCGGAUCGAUUGUACUCAGAAGACGAGCUACCUGCUGAGUUCAAGCUGUAUCUCCCUGUACAAAAUAAAAAAUAA